Molecule: messenger RNA, 5504 nt
Organism: Gasterosteus aculeatus aculeatus (three-spined stickleback)
Lineage: Eukaryota; Metazoa; Chordata; Actinopteri; Perciformes; Gasterosteidae
Gene: rapgef5a
Product: Rap guanine nucleotide exchange factor (GEF) 5a
Biological process (GO): Ras protein signal transduction
Cellular component (GO): plasma membrane
Molecular function (GO): guanyl-nucleotide exchange factor activity
Source: RefSeq, a predicted model, not a curated record
ACACCACCCUGGUCGUCGGCUGCUGAGGAGUAGGACGCGUCCGGGUGGAGCAGCAUCGUGGCGUGUGAGCGCGAGGGGCGGACUGUGGAAGAACGUGCGCGGGCGGCGGACUACCUCAUGCGGACACCGUAGACACGCGCAGCGGCGGUCGGGGGGGGCAGACCGGCAGGAGCGAGCGGGAGGACCGAACGAGAGGACCGAGCGGGAGGACGGGGAGCGGGACCCAUGGAGGACUCGGAGCCCGCGGAGGACGGCUUGCUCGCGGGCUUGCGGUGGAACCGCAGCGCACGGGACCAGGCUCAGCUGAAGCACAAGAUCCGGGACCUCCCGGGGCUGCUGAAGCACGGGCUGCACCUGCGGAAGAAGAGCCAAUCACCUGACACUAUCCCGGGACCGAGCAGCGGCCCUCCAGUAAACAAGUCGUGUUCCCAGAGUUUUCCGUGUGCCGGUCGCGCUGUGAGGAACGCCUUCCUCUCUCACGGGCCGUACCCGGCUAAGGACAAGAUACACCUGGCCAGAAUCAUACGGCGCAGCUACGUGGGCGUGGAGCUGGUGCAGUGGCUGUGUGAGCAGUGUGUGUAUGUGCGCUGCCGGACCACCGGUGUGCGCGUCUGGCAGGUGCUGCUGGAGCUGGGAGUCCUGCUGUCGGUGGACCAGCGGGUGAUGUUUUCAGAUUCCAACUCUUACUACCAGUUCAGCUUUGAGGAGUGUGACUCCGCCUCCUGUGACUUUCGCUCCAAUGAGGGGGAGUGGCCGGAGGCGGUUAGGCUCCUCCUUCAACUCGCCCCGUACAUCCAGUUCCGCUCUGGGGGCGGGGCCAACAGCCCGUCAGAGGAGGACUCCGAAGGCAACCGGGACAUCUGCAGUGAGAUGCUGCAGAUGAAAGCUCUUGAGAGGCUCACUUCUACGGUACAAAAUGAGUUGGCGGCUGCUCUUGCCCGAAAGACUCGCAAAGCUUUGUCAGAGCAGGACUCUGAGUCGACGGACACGAGCCAACAGGAGCCUCAGACACCCAGCGAGGAGAGCAGCCCGCUGAGCGGGGUGUCUGCACUGCGUGAUGGCGGCGGCGUUGGCGGCGGCGGCGUUGGCGGGGGAGGAACGGGGACCGUGUGCGGCCGCGAGGAGCUGACCGGCCGGCUGGGGCUGGAGGCCGUUCAGCGGCUGGCCAAGGACGGCUGCCGGCUGCUCCAGAACCACAACUACCGGGUGCCUGACAGGACCCAGGCGGAGGCAGUGGGGAGGGUUUGCCUGAAAGAGAGAGGACGGGAUGUGUUGGUGUUGCGGAGAGUGACAUCAUCAGUGACGUCGCCGUCGGACCGGCCCUCACCCACGUCGUCAGGGGGCGGGUCCAGAGAGGAGGAUUGCGACAAGAGGUACGUGGUGGUGUCCGGAACCCCGCUCAAGAUCCUGGAGCAUCUGCUGAGUGACCUGCGGCUGGACGACCAAAGAGGGGCGCCAGAGUGCCGGGAGAGCGAAACACUGCUGGAUGACUUCCUGUUGACCUACCUGGUGUUCAUGUCCACCAAUGACCUCUGUCAGGCUCUGCUGGGACACUAUAGCAGUGACCGCUGCAGGGGCCAGGAGGAGGGCAAAGACGCCCUCUUCAGGAAGCGUAAAGUGCUGCAGCUGGUCUCCCACUGGAGCAGACUCUACAAGGACUUCCUGAAGGAAGAGGAGCACGUCAGGAGCUUCAUGAAGACGUUGUACAGGUGUGUUUUAGAAGAUCUGUAUGAGUUCCCCACACUGGAGAAAGACCUGAAGGAGUUCCAGAAACUUCUACGUCGCAGACACACUGUCGAUGACUGUCCUCCGAACCAAAAGAGUAAACAAAUGUAUCAGCAGUUGAGUUUGAAGGAAAACUGUUUGCAACUCAGAAGUCCACCGAGUGAAACUAAAGAGGUCAUCUGUUGCGUGCAUGUGAGCGCCGACUCCUACCUGAGUGUCCACACGCACCACUCACUGGAGGGCCACGAGCUGCUGAGAAUUGUGGGUCAGAAGAUGGACCGAGCAGAAGAGGACAUGGUGCUUGCGGUGGCGUCGCACACUGGAGAGCGGCGGGUUUUGCAGCCCAGCGACUGUGUGUAUUCAGAGUCUAUGACCCCACAGGGAAAGCUUGUGGCCUGUCGCAGGGAUCUCACGGAGAUUCUGCCUCCUUUAACGGACAGUGCUGAGCUCAGCAGGAGGCCGGUGCGACUCCUCGGUAUUAACACCUGUGAUGUUGCAGCUGCUCUCACACACCUGGACUGGAGCCUCUUUAAAUCCAUCCACGAGCAAGAGCUCGCCUAUUACACCCUCAGCCGCGUUCCUGGUACCGGCCACACGGCGGCGCUCUCGGUGCUGCUGCAGCGCUGCAACGAGGUCCAGCAGUGGGUGAUGUCCGAGGUGCUCAUGUGCACGUCGCUCAACAAGAGGGUGCAGCUGCUCAAGAAGUUCAUCAAGAUCGCAGCACACUGUAAAGCCCAAAGAAAUUUGAACUCUGCAUUUGCCAUCAUCAUGGGUUUGAACACAGCAGCCGUCAGCCGACUCAACCAAACCUGGGAGAAAUGUCCGGGGAAGUUCAAGAAGCUUUUCUCAGAGUUGGAGCUCAUCACGGAUCCAUCUCUGAAUCACAAAGCCUAUAGGGAAGCCUUCAAGAAGAUGAAGCCUCCCAAGAUCCCUUUCAUGCCUCUUCUCCUGAAAGAUAUCACAUUCAUUCACGAGGGAAAUAAGACCUUCCAUGACAACCUUGUCAACUUUGAGAAGCUGCAUAUGAUCGCAGAGACAGUGCGGAUGAUCCGCCACUGCCAAAGCGACCAGCCAGGCAACGAGGUAAUUGGGGUCGACAGUGCGGAGGUGAGGGCGAGCGUUCAUUACCUGCACAUUAUCGACAAUCAACAGACGCUUUUCGAGCUGUCUCACAAACUCGAGCCCCGUGCUUGAAGACGGACACACGCACACACACGCACACACACACACCCUCACAGACGCACAACAACAAACUCACUGGGCACCGUGGAGAUGCCACCACCGCGCAGAACGCUUUUCACGGCAUAAUUCCACACACUGACACACACACUGCAACAAAGUCACACCACCAGCCGGGGUGCCGAGAGGACAAUAAGCUGCCACGUGGACCCGUGAAGACAGAGCUGCACUCCGCCUGUGCUCAAGAGGCGUUACGACGUCCGUGGACGCUGUGUGAAGAGAUGAAUCAGCGAGACGGAGGGAGCCAAACUGAGACAAAGAGAAGAGGCUGUGUUUUGUGUGUAUAGUGUCUAUUGGACUGAAUUGUUUUGUCACUGUGACACGUUAUGGGCCUGUUUAGCAGUUUCUUUUCCUCACUGAGGCUUUCCCUGAAGAUCUACAGAUGUGUGGCUUCAGUAAGCGACAACAGGUGAAACAUCAUCAGCGUCUGGUACGUGAAGGAGGCUUUGUGAGGUUUUUAUUGACUGACUGUGAUGUUGGAAACACUCAAGCUCUCCUGAAGGUGCCAGAGUUCAUAACCAGUUGAUGUGAAUGUCUUUGUCUUUUUGUUCUCCCUUCCAGAUCCUGGUUGAGACUCCUCGUGCACUCUUUGCUAUGAUGUUUUUGUGUGGGCAAAUAAGGAUCAUUUUUCAUUGUAUAUAAUGUGGAUCUAUAUAUAUAUAUAUCAGUGCCAAACGUAAUACCGAGGCCGUAGAUCAAUUGGUUUGUUUAGGAAUCUGAUGUCUUUUUUCAGCACAUUUUAAUGUCUUUAAUUGAGCCCUGCAAUGACGUCUAAUCCGUGAUCGUGUACAUCAGAUCUGAUGAUCCUUCUGACAUCAAGACGACUGAUUUCAUGCUGUGUGUAUUGGUAUCACGCCCUUCUCGUGUUGCUAUGGAAACCGCCCCAUCACAGAGCUUUUCUUUUAUCAACAAAUAAGUUAAGCACCGCAGACCUUUGUCAAGACAUCACUGACAGAAUAAUGGAAGCACAAGGGCAGAGUAAGGCCGAGUUUGAUCUUUGGUUGACUGCAGCAUUUCAAAAUGUACAUCCUUUCUGCUUCCAUCCCCAUCUGGUAGAACUUUUUAGUGUUUGUGUUAUUUUGUCCGUGGCCUAUUUAUGAGCAUGCAUGGCCAGUCACUUGAGAGGUCCAUUUCUGCUGAGUAGCAAGAUAAACCCUAAAUGUUAUGUAGCAAUGCAUAUGCUGCAUUGGUCGAAUAGUUUGCUAGAAAACACGGGGCCAAAGUGCAAAACGGGGCGGAAAUGUUGUUGCCACGAAUGUCGUCACGUCAACACCGAGCCUUUCAGCGCUCAUGGCUGCUUCCUUCUGAUCAUCAUGAAUCUAAUGCACACAGGAACACUGGGAGUUCCUGGGGAGCUUUAGUGCCAAAAACACCUUUUGGGCCAUUAUAGGAAGAAGAUCAGAGAUGAUUUUCUUCCUAUGACGGUUGAUAUAAACACUCCUACAGAUAAUUUGUGUGAUGGGAGUCACUGUGCUUUAAAAACACAGGCUCUUGCCCACCAACACACCUGAUGCUCUGACAAUGAAUGCAGGGACAGUUCCAUUGGUCACAGUUACGCAUUUGAGUAACUGGCCCGAGGGGAUUAAGGGUUGAAUGUGAAUCUUGAGGUUGUUUCUCCCCGGGAGUUACGCAUAUCUCCAAAUAUUUCAUAAACAUUGAAGAAUGACAUUCAUGAAGACUCGUGGACUAUGUAACUUUUGCUAUAGGUUUAAAUGUUGCUAACAGUAGCCACCAUCGGUUGGAGCAGACAAAGUGAGGCUGUGCUGUGUCCGUGUCGUGACUUCAGCAACAAGUCCUUUCAUUGUAACAGUUCAUUUUGGACUGAUGGUCAGAGCCGUGCUGCAAGUGUCAUAGAAAGGCCUUGUGGUCAUUUUGAUGAAUAACCUGUACAUGACGUGCACGCACACACUCCUCUGCUCAUUGUGUUUACAGACUGGUAUAAUUGUGCUAUUUUACUUAUUUAUUGUAAUAUAUUUAUGUAUUUUAAAGGUGACAAAAGUCCAUGUGCCAUGUUCAAAGGUUCAAAAAUGUGUCGUUCAUUCUUGAGAAGACAUGUUUGUGGUUUAAAGCUGCAGCUCUAGAAUGUGAAAGUACUUGUUUGUGGCCACUUGAGAGCAGCAGAAGAGCAAGUUGGUGUGACGACGCGCUUCUCUUUCCUCUGGUGUCCGAUGCUGUGACGGACAGGAGACCAACGGGAAGAUGUAUUAAGGGUUUUAUUGGCCAUAUUCAAGACUGUAAAGUUAUUUUUUUUAAAGCAAUGUUGUUUAAAACCUGUUUGCAUGUUAAAACAGAAAAAAAAGUUCACAAUGCGAGAUAGGACACAUUGAAGGCUUUGUACUAUUGUAAUAUUGUUGAUGUGUAAAUAUAUGCCCGUGUUUGGUUUAUUAUUUAUCAGUUGUAAAUGAAAAGAUAGUCAGUCACAAAGCAAUAUGUCUCCCCUUGUGUUCUACUUUCUGACCGCUGAAGCCACGUGUCUUUUCUAAAGCAGCGUUUUAUUAUCAAUAUUUGACUAAAAUUAAUAAAUUAUAGGUUUUAUGUGA